Molecule: messenger RNA, 783 nt
Organism: Nerophis lumbriciformis (worm pipefish)
Lineage: Eukaryota; Metazoa; Chordata; Actinopteri; Syngnathiformes; Syngnathidae
Source: RefSeq, a predicted model, not a curated record
AUGCUAGCUGUUACGACCAUCCCCAUGCUGCUGCCCUUCUGGAUCUGCGCAGUAGACUGCGCCGAGAACCGAACGGAGGUGGAAACAGUCUCUGGCACUGUUGUGCUGAAGGAGGGAACCAGUAUGCUGAUCGAGUGUAACGUGACUGGGGUCCGCGGUGACGUCAGAUGGUACGGCCCCGGUGGACGACUGCUGUUCGAGGAACCGAGCGGAAAGUGGAUUAUCGAGGAAACAGGGCAACUCAACAUUACCACUGUCUCCUUUGAGGACCGUGGUCGCUACAUGUGCGUUUCAGACGGUGGCAACUACAGUGUCACUGUGCGCGUGGCCUACACCUACAGCGGCCUGGGUGUCUACUACAUGGGCGUCUGCCUGGCUGCCUUUUCCGUGACAUUGAUCCUCAAUUUAGCCCUGCUGGGCAUGGUCCGCAGCCACCUGAAGAGGACGGAGUGCGCCGUCAACGAGUUCUUCCGCACAGAGGGUACUGAAAAACUCCAGCGGGCCCUGGAGAUAGCCCGCCACAUCCCCAUCAUCACUUCGGCCAAGACGCAAGAGCUGGCCAAGGUGACACAGUACAAGACCAAGGAAUUCGCGCGACACAUGGAGGAGCUGGCGCGCAGCGUCCCUUUACCCCCGCUCUUACUCAACUGUCGCACCGGAGCCGAGGGGGAGGCCAACGCCGAGCCUACGGUGAGGGGGAGAGAGGUGUCCGACAGCGGUGCGGUUGCGGGACUGAUGGCGGGGGAGGAACCAAAAAGCCAGGAAGCCCACGUGCAGGUGUGA